Molecule: messenger RNA, 1683 nt
Organism: Aureobasidium pullulans EXF-150
Lineage: Eukaryota; Fungi; Ascomycota; Dothideomycetes; Dothideales; Saccotheciaceae
Product: acetyl-CoA synthetase-like protein
Exons: 3
Coding region: 1-1683 (560 amino acids)
Biological process (GO): secondary metabolic process
Molecular function (GO): CoA-ligase activity
Source: RefSeq, a predicted model, not a curated record
AUGCCUUUUGAAUCUCCCCAUCCACCUAUCGAUCUUCCUUCAAAAGAAUCGAUCUGGUCCUUUUUCUUCAAUUCAACGCAUAGCCCAUUAUCUCAAUCUCCUCUACCUUGCCCUCUAGCCGGUUACCUGGACGCCAGCACAGGACAUUCCCUCUCCUAUCUCGAUGUUAAGAAUAAAGCCACAGCCCUCUCCACCGCUCUGGUCAAUCAUCACAAUUUCAAGCCCGGCGACACGGUGAUCUUGUUUUCUCAAAACUCGAUAUGGUAUCCGGUGGCCAUGUUUGCCGUCUUGCGUGUUGGCGGUGUGGUCAGUGGAGCCAGUCCUGCUUAUGGGGUUGAGGAAAUGAUAUAUGCGCUCAAGACUUCUGGGGCCAAGGUUUUGAUGACGCAUCCGGAGAGAUUAGGGGUUGCUGUUGAAGCUGCGAAAGCUGUGGGGAUAGGAAGGGAGAGUGUUUUUUUGUUGGAGGGAGAGGAGAAUGGGUUCAAGGGGAUUGGUGAGUUGAUUCAGAUGGGGGAGAUGGGGGAACAGGUUGAGGAGUGGGAGGGUGUGAGGAGGAUGGGGAAUAAGCAUGUUUGUGCAUUCUUGAGUUUUAGUUCUGGGACUACUGGGUUGCCUAAAGCUGUCAUGAUAUCCCAUCAAAACGUCAUAGCCCAAUGCCUCCAAAUGCUCAAAAUCACGCCUCCAGAUCUCGAUCGCAUCCUCGCGGUCCUCCCACUCUUCCAUAUAACCGGUCUCGUCCACAUCCUCCACCUCCCCAUCCUCUUGAACGCCCAAGUAAUAAUGCUCCCCUCCUUCUCAAUGCCAACCAUGCUCUCCACCGUCACGAAAUACAAAAUCAAAGAACUACUUCUCGUCCCUCCUUUACUCAUCCGCUUGGUCCGCGAUCCAGAAGUCGACAAUCAUGAUCUCUCCUGCAUCGAGCGCUUUUCCUCCGGAGCUGCCCCUCUGAGCGAAGAAAUAUUACAACUGCUGCAGAACAAAUUUCCGAAUACCGGGUUUAAACAGGGCUAUGGUAUGACCGAAUCCUGCAGUUGCAUCACCGGUCAUCCUCCUUCCCAUUACUCCUACAAAUACGCCCACGCGGUCGGAAAAAUCGUUUCCUCCACCUCCAUCAAGAUCAUCCGCGAAAAUGGCACGGAGGCCAAUACAAACGAGCCAGGAGAAAUCUUGGCAAAAGGCCCACAAAUCACCAUGGGAUAUCUGAACAAUGAUACCGCGACAAAGGAAAUAUAUGAUCAAGAAGGAUAUCUGCACACUGGCGAUCAAGGAUUCAUCAACGAAGAAGGUCUUCUCACAAUAACCGACCGUAUAAAAGAAAUGAUCAAAGUGAAUGGUCAUGCGGUGGCGCCAGCGGAAUUGGAAGAUUUACUCCUCGGUCACAGUCUCGUGGAAGAUGUGGCUAUCCUUGGGAUACCCGACACUUAUACCGGGGAAAAGCCAAAAGCUUUUGUAGUGCUGAAAUCAAACAGUGUUGGGAAAGAGGAGGCACUGGGGAGGGAAUUGCUGGAUUAUGUCAGGGAGAGAAAGAUUAGAUAUAAAUGGUUAGCGGAGGUGGAAUUCGUGGAUGUGAUUCCUAAGAGUCCUAGUGGUAAGAUAUUGAGGAGGGUGUUGAAGGAUAGGGCGAAGAAAGGGGAAGUGGGUGUUGUGGUCAAAGAGGCGGUAAAGGAGAAGGCGAAAUUGUGA